CAAUAAGAAAUGCAAAAUUAUCAGCUGAAAGAGUCUAAACUGAUAUCAGAAACAUUUAGAAAAGAGUAAGAGUUGCUUUCAUUGACAUUGUUUUGGAACUUCAAACUUAUUGCCCAAGCUAGAACUGCCGUUUGAUCUGUAUGAAUUGACUUGGGCCUUGCAACUGGCCCCGCAUCCCAUAUCGCAAUGGUAGAAGUGAAGCUACAUGGAUUUUGGGCUAGUCCAUUUAGUCACGGAGUGAUCUGGGCACUAAAACUGAAAGAGAUAAACUACGAAUAUGUAGAAGAAGACCUUCCCAACAAGAGUGAAUUGCUGUUAAAGUACAAUCCUGUUUACAAGAAGAAACCUGUCCUCGUUCAUGAUGGCAAACCAAUCGCCGAGUCACUGGUCAUCCUUGAAUACAUUGAAGAAACAUGGCCCCAGAAUCCCCUGCUGCCACAAGAUGUCUAUGAGAGGGCCAUAGCUCGGUUUUGGAUCAAAUUUGGAGAAGAAAUGGGUCCUACCGUAGUUUCUCUAUUCCAAACUACUGGAGAGGAGCGAGAGAAAGCAAGAAAGCAACUAGUUCAAAAGCUGAAAAUCUUAGAAGAGCAUGCCCUUGGGGAUAAGAAAUUUUCUGGUGGCGAGGCUAUAAACUUAGUUGACAUUGAAUUUGGAGUGCUUGCUCACUGGGUGGAGGGGAUGGAAGAAGUGAUGGGACUGCAAUUGUUGAAGCCAGGCACCCUACCCCAAUUGCGCCAAUGGAUUAAGAAUUUUAAGGAAGUUGCUGUGAUCAAAGAAAAUCUUCCUGACAAAGCAAAACUGCUGGCCCAUAUGAAAGUGGUUAGAGAAUUGUUUGUUUUUAACGUCUCAGGUUAA
Messenger RNA from Theobroma cacao (cacao), 855 nucleotides. The record is from RefSeq and is a predicted model, not a curated record. Lineage: Eukaryota; Viridiplantae; Streptophyta; Magnoliopsida; Malvales; Malvaceae.